AUGAGGGCUUGCUCGGCGACAUUAGUCCUUACGUUGCUUCUGCUUAUUGUCAGAAGAUCUGACGAAGCUGAAGAAAAAGAGUAAGAUUUAUUUCUUAUAGGUAGUCACGCACUUUAUAAAAAUAUUAUUAAGAUACUUUUGGCUUAAACUUUGCCUUUCAGGGACAAGAGCGAGUAUUGGUAAAAUUUCCCUUGAAACCAAAUUUCAAUCCAGUCUUCUCUAGCAGUACUUUCAUUGAUUAUUUUGCUAAGAUUACUGAAGGAAAUUUAAUUAUUCGCGAAUUUUCUAUCUGUUCUAUUUUUUCUGUCGUGUGCUACAGUCCGUGUCGAAUGUUUCAACCGAAUUUUGAAGAACAGCAAAAUGGGGCGACGACUAUUCGGCAUGCUGUUUGUGUUCAAAACAGUGGCGAUAGAGGAAAUUAAUAUGAGUAUAUUCAUAGCAUAAAAAAUCUAGAGGAAAGAGUUAUUUCUGUCGCGCCUUGUCAUUCUCUGUUUUCGCAAAAGAAAAAGUAAUCUACUCAGGUCUUUUAAUUGACGAAAAGAAAGCAUAAUGUAAUUAUUGAUUUUGAAGUAAAAUGACGCCAGUUCGUGUUUAAAUAAUCUCAUGAAAUGAUCUCUUUCAUGCUGUUAAGUAGAUGGCAUUGUUAGCAGAAUAGAGUUGUUUACAACGAAGAAAGGCAGAAUAUGUUAUGUGACUUAAGACUUCAAAACGUUUUGGCCGAAAAGAGAAAAAAUGUCAAAUUUAUCAAAGAAAAUUGUGACGAUAUUGAUCUUGCUCUAUGAUCUGAAUAUAUGGUCAAAAAAGGUAAGCGAAGAGUGCCAACUUUAAGCUGUUUUACUAUGCGGAUCAGUCUUUGAUUAAAUAUGUUUUUACUUCUUUCAAAUAACAAAGAAAAUUGAAAAGGAUAAACAUUUUAUGGAAGGUUGUCCGCGUUAUGGCCAUCAGACGAGAGGUCAGAGAAAUAUGAUAUCACAAAGUAAUUUAUUAUACUUUAAAAACUUGCAGUUCAUUUAUUUGAUUGGUUCCUUAUGUGGGCAAAAUAUAAUAUUAUCUACUAGUAGUUUCUUCCUUAGCACUAAACAUCUACCUAUUUUCGCCAAUUGAGAAAAUACGAGGUCAAAUGAAAACUGACCUCAAUGCACUUUUCUUGGAAACCUUUUGUACUAAUUUGACUUUCUAUCUGCCCCGUAUUAUAAUCAGAUAGUCUUUCUCUUCAUUAUAGAGCACUGAAAGACUAUGCUAAAUCCAUGGAGCGGGCCUUAAAACUUUCACAGAAAAUAAAUGAAGCUUUAGCAGUACAUGACAAGAAGGUGCGACCAAACGCAGGAGGUAAGAACAGCUUGUAACUAGUAAAGAGUUCACUGUCAUUUCAACUGGUAAUGAUGACAAUAUCUGCGCGUCACAACCGUUCAUCAACUCCGUUAAGCUACUCUUGAGGUAGAAUUUUAUGUUCUACGAUUAAUUUUUCGAUUCUCGUUGUAACAGCUUCGAUAUUCUAUAGAUGAAGGAGGAGAGAAAUAUACAGAAGGUCACAAAGGUUCAGUCUAGAAGGGGAUAAAAUGAAAAAACGUACAUUUCGUGUAUAUGAUUUCUCUCACAGGUCCACCAGUUAUGGUUGAUGUAGAAUUCAAAAUUAUCUCAAUUGGAGAAAUUAAAGAAGCUCAGAUGGUAAGAGGCACUCAUAGAUUUGAUUGAGUUUACACAAUGUCGUGCGAUUGUUCCGUGUAUUGCUGAUCAUUUACCUCUCUUCUUCGUAAGUUCGAAGGCAACCUUUAAACCAGCUACUUGCUUAAGUUGUCAUAACUAUCAGCAUCAUAACUGUUAUUAUCUUUUCUUUUAUGGAAGACCUUAUUGUAAAAUUGUCGUCUUUCAUAAAGUGCAAUUACGAGCCCAAUAGCUUAAUAUGCAAUUAUUCUAUGUAUAAAAGCAGACAAAAAAAACAAUUAGAUUACGAAUAAAACCAAGAAUAAAAUAAUAACAAUCAAUGAUAACAACUUUUUUAACAACAACACGGUCUAAUCUAGGAUUAAUCUUCGCGGAUUAUUAUUAUCUAUUAUUAUUAUUUAUUAUCAUUAUUAUUAUCAUUGUUAUUAAUGGCUCUUAUGGUUGGAUAACAAAUAUCAUUAGAUUGGAUUGAUUGCUGAGUAUAUGAGGUCAGCUUAUCUAUUAAUCCUGACCUUUUACCUAUAAAGGAAUACACAAUGGAUAUAUUCUUCCGUCAAUGGUGGACUGACCCAAGAAUGGCACAUAAUAUGAGCACGCCUUUCAAUAUGGCAGGAGACGCAACUCAAAUGAUCUGGACACCAGAUACGUUUUUCUGGAAUGUCAAAGCAGCAAAAUAUCACAGGGUAACGCGAGAAAAUAUGAGAAUAAAAAUACAUGGAGAUGGCAAAGUCUACUUCAGCACAAGGUAACGUGACCGGUAAUGCACAUACAUGUAAAAAAUUAUUGUAAAUGUUUAUUAUAAUUUUUAUUAUUUCGCAACCACAACACUUCAAGUAACUAAAAAAAACAAGCGUGUGUCUUUCCAGGGCGAUUGGGCUGGUUUCUAGAUAAGUGGGAUUUUAGCCAAUCAGAAACGGAGAAAUAUUUUAAUUGAAUAAUAAAACUGACUCAUACCCGUUUCCGAAGUGCAGGGAUUAAAAAAUAGAGAGAUUUGUACCACGUGGUCAAGUAUAUCCUUGACUCUAAAUAUAUAUAUUAAUUUGGCCCGGUUGAGGUCAAACAAACAAAUAAACAAACUCGAAAACCCUGCCCGCCCCUUAAUUAUUAUUACUAAGAGUUACAUAGGUGACAGUUCUUAAGGGUGUCAGCUGCUAGAGGUUCUCAAUGUCCACGUUUCUCACCUGGUUCUCAAAAGAAGCAAGUGUUGCAGAACUCUUGAUAAGCAUACUUAGUUUGGGCCAUAUUAUAUAUACGUAGUAUCUAUUCUUGGAAUCCAAAAAUUGUCUUAAUUUGUCAGGUUAUAACUUUGGUUGUUUAGGGUGGCUCGACUGGAUUUUUAGGGAGUAUACUUCCCCACUUCGAGCGUUUACCACGUCGGCAUUAACAAAGAUAACUCAAAAAGGUUACCACAGCUGCACUGUAUAAAGAUGAAAGUUCGAUAUUUUUAUGUAUCGGCCAUCAAUCUCUAGGUUUAAUUAAGGUUUGACAUAUAUUCCGUUCUUUUUAGGAUUACUUUUACAGCGCAAUGUGAUAUGAAUCUUCGCAUGUAUCCAAUGGACAUUCAAGUUUGCCCUUUAACUAUAGAGAGUUGUAAGUACAAUCUCUUUCUCCUGAUAACCCUGGUUUUAUCAUGUUUUCAGUCAGAUUUGUCCUAAAGAUUUUGUUUAAAGUAAUAACCGUCUGAAGUGAAAGUAACUGCAGUCGUUUGGUGAGCCAAUACUUUGCUUCCUGAUCGUUUAAAGUACGUUGACCGGCUUUUAAUUGUUUGUCUCAAAUGACACUCCUGUUAUUAUUUACUAAUUUUUUCUCACGUAACAAUUGCAAGCUUGGGAAUGGGAACCAAGAGCGUCUCUUUAAAAAGUCGACAGUCAAAUUGUAAACACAAUGAAAUCUAAAAACAGAUCGCGGCAAGUCGACUACGCUGUGACACUAUACUAAUACUUGGGAUGGAUCGACAUUCCAACUUCAACUUCAACUUUAUUUGCACUGUUCAGAUGAAUUUAUCUUACACAUACGGAAUAUAUAAUUUUCUUACAGAAUUGUACUAUAUUCAAAUAUUAUAAACUGAAAAUCUAGAGAGGAUAUGCACAGUGGCCAAAGGGGCCGAGGCUUUCGAGUUGGCCAGUGUCAUGUUAAAAAUAUUAAAUCAGAAAAAGCCAAGAUUUAUAUUCGUUAAGAUAAACGGACACAUUAUUAGCAAAAUCUACAGUAAAUAUUAUACUAAAGGCCUGUUUACAUGGAGGUGGGGGACCCCAGGCAGGUGAGGUAACCGGCUUAGGUGGGGUAACCCGCCUGUCCAUAUAAUCUCAUUUUAAUUUAAUUACGUUUGCAUGAUAACUGGGGUGACCCGCCACAUGUUACCUCACCUAUUCGGGGUCCCCCACCUCCACGUAAACAAGCCCUAACUGAAGCAUAGCUUAACCUGGGGGCUCAUUCACGCGCUCAUUCAUUCCGUGUGAUAGGCUCCUCAUUAGUGACAAAGAGUCUCUUCCACGUUUCAGAUGCACAUACCACAGAAGAUGUUGAUUACCGAUGGAAAGGAGGCAAGUCACAGGGUGUUGAGAUUGUCUCCAAGGAAAUGGCUCAGUUUGAAUUUGUCGGAGCCAAAACGUCGACUAAGGCAAACACCAAUAGCAAAGGUAAGUAAUUUUAAUCAGUUAAGAUAACAUUUGUAGCAUAUUCGUUUAUGCCAUUUCACUGCUCAUUUUUUUUAAUUAUUAUUUUUGAUUUUACGGACUUUAAAAUGAGUUAUUCUUUACAUGCACAGACUAGAGUUUGCCUUUUUUGUCUGUAAAUAAAGGAUCUUUUGCCAGUCUGCGAGCGUUUUUUACCUUCAAGCGUCGUGUAUCGUACUUCAUUACUGCCACCUAUAUGCCAGCAGUGGUGCUUGUGAUUCUAAGUUGGUGUUGCUUUUGGAUCCAUCGUUCUGCUGUUCCGGCACGAGUAACUCUCUCCAUAACAACUAUUCUAACUACCAUUUUGCUGUAUGGCUCGGUCAACUCCAACAUGCCCAAGGUAAUUUUACUGAAAUAAACAAACUUUAGGCAGAUACUGCAAUGAAAGAAAAGCGUUGCGAACAAAAAACAUGAUCAGUUUGAUAGAAACCAAUAACGCAGGUCUGUACCCAAAGACAAAGUUUCUUAGCCCUCAUUUCUGCUUUCACUGUUAUUUCAGGGUAUUUCUUCUCCUGGAAAUCCGAAGUACACGACGAUCACUUCCAUCGAGGCCCAUUGCCAUAGCCAUGUAUUUUGCUAGCUAUCUACACACACUUUAAACACUAGAAGAGUAACACGAUCUGGUGGCGUCCUAUACGCAUUGUUAGCUCUCCACGUAAAUUCUGAGAGUCUGCAAAGUAGUCAAAGUAGCCCUCUCUUUAAGACCUUUAUUUGUCUCUAAUUAGACAUUUUCAAAUUGUGCCCUUUUAUUAUAUAGCUUGAAAUUUUACCCUUUUAUGAGUUACUUCCUACCAAAAGUCGCUGAGAGGGGCAAAGCAUUGCAGAAUCUAUCAAGUCAGAGGAUAACAGUUACCAGCGAAUGUUGAAGCUCGUUGCGAUUUGCGUUAAUAAAAUUGUUCACAUACUGAGAAAUUUUCCUUCGUGGGAUAACAGUUUAGUUUUAAAACAACUGGGCCCUCGAGAAACUUGCUAAUUUUGUCGUCCGAGAAUUUCUGUGUUUUCUUGAGGGACCAGCCUGUUACAGUUAACUUUAUAUUUAGAGCAGUGUGACAAGAAAAAGUAUUUUUAAGAGAACAGUCAAGUUUAUUGUUUUUACAAAAGAAUAAUUUGACAAGCUUAGUAGGCACAAACAGAGGGUAAAAUAUUCCGUUUCAGAAGUAUAACAUAGUGUUUAAGGUUAUAACUUUGAAGCGGUCACUGUUUCUUCUAAAGUCAACAUCACUUUAAGUAUCAAUAUCAUGGCCGCCUAUAGGUUCUAAUGAUGUACAAAAUUAUGCAAGCACUACAGUUUCGUCAUGUUGCUUCUUUUCUUUAGCUCUAUGCUUAUUAUCUUGGCUUACUUGUGUGGCAUAACGAUGCAUUCAUAAACACUGAGAUUAUAAACUUCGUUACUAAACUUAAUGCGUCGUAUUAGUGAAAACAAGCCUUAAUACUAAUGGCUUAAAUUUGGUUUUUUGGUAGGUCAGUUACAGUAAAGCUAUCGAUUACUUUCUGAUGACGUCGCUGGGUUUUAUAUUUAUGGCACUACUGGAAUACAUCCUUGUGCUUAACACGGAUCCACGUUUCUGUACACAAAGACGAAAAGAAGAAAGAGAUGAAAAGAUGAAGUCAUUAUACAAGGUAAGGUGUCGAUUCUUUGAGCUCUUUUCAAGCAAAAGAGCGUAGGCUUAGCUACAUAAUUCCCCACAUAUGGCCUGAAAUUAUUUCCAGAGUUUCCCGAAAAAAGCUCUAAAAUCAUUUUCGAAAUGUCUUAAAUUCCCCAAAAACUCUCUAAAAUUCCCAAACAUUUACAAAAAUUUUCGGCUUCUUUUGAUAGCGAGGGCCCCUUUUGGUGAAUAACCGCUGAUAAGUUGUAGUGUAGACGACUCUGAUGAAAAACACUGAUUAGUUGUGCACAUUGGACAGUACGCUAGACACUGCUGUAGCAUUUAAGCGGACUGAGCCCUUGAUCGGUAGGAAUACAACAAAAACGUUUUGUUGAACUGUUCAAAAUGCUCUAAAAUUCUUGAAUUUGUCGACUUUUUCCCUGAAAUUCCCGAGAAUUUCUAAAAUUCUUUUUGAUGUCUAAAAUUCCAAAACAAAUUUCCGAAAUUAGGUAGCUAAGCCUAAAAGAGCGUUUCCACAUGACGUCACGGCGGCCAUGUUGGUGUCCAAAUCAAAUCGUGUGGAAGUUUAAAAACUCUUUUACGAUGCAUAGCUUUCCUUUUUUCCUAUAAAUUUUGCAUAGAUGCUUGCCACGUUAGAGAAACGCUCUCAGUGUAAACACUUAAAUUAAAACGAAGUUCCUCAUUCAAGACCUUUUUGCAGCCACUAAAGCAGUCAACAAAAAUGUAUUAAAUUUUAAAUUACUCAAUUCUGAUUGGCUGAGAAAGGAGUGCAGCUCUUCUGUAACACGAGUGCAAAAUGUGUAACACGAGUGCAAACUUGUAACACGAGUGCAAAUUACAAAUGGUUUCUGAUUGGCCGAAAACACAAAAGAAACCAACAAGAACCAAUCAGAUUAGAGCUGUUUUAACAACACAGAUUCAAGAAAAUGGCCAUGGUUUUCAGCAGACGACGACGGGAUUAAAUUUUGUAAGCAAAACAACAAUAGAAAAGUUUAAAAAAAUAUCCCAAAAAAACCCAAACACGGUAAAAAGUACGUCUUUCUCGCUAAAUGUAUUGAAAAUGCGUUGCUAAGAGAAAAAUACUGUCGACAAAAUCGAGGAAAAUGAGCCAGAGAAACUAAAAAAAAAGCUACUCAUAACAGACUACGCUAAAGUAAAAAAAAUAAAGAACAAAAACGGUUGCAACAACACGCAAACCAUGACAGCUACACUCUCCAGGCAUUUAAAUGAACAAGGAUUAUUCAAUGAUAUCAACAGGGAUUUCAAGUCAUGUACGUUAUUUGUUGCUCUCUUUGAGUCUUUUGUGGAGCGAAGACCUCUAGUAAAACAUCCAUGUGAUGGUCUGUUUUUUUCCCACCUCAGUAGCAAACGAAACUGAAAAUUUAAACUUCUGGUCCAAACUAAACCAAUGGGUGAAAAUACCACAACUCACAUGAAAAGUAUCCGUAGCUGGUACUAGCCUUAAAGAAAGUGAGAAAAAAGUUUACGAAUCAUUGUGCAAGAAAAACAACAUGCAGUCAGGUGAAGAAAGCAAAGAUUGUAAUUUCAGAACAUAUCCUCAGUGUCACAGGCCACAGAGGUAUAAAUUUCCUUAACGACUACGAUGAAGCCGACGAAGAAGAGCUACGAUGAAUCUUGCAUUAGCCCAAAUAAAAUAAUGAAAACUCCAGCGCUGAGAAAAAGCAAAUAUUAUAUUAAUACUGACAGUUUCCGACAUCACAACAACUGUGGCUCCACUCACCCAUCGAUGGUAGCGUCGAAAGAAAACAAAUUGCCUCCUUCAUUUUCGGGUCUUAAAUCUCAAAAAUUUGUCCAUGAAUCCAGCUAUGAUGGGGUCUCAGGAACAGACAAUGAUAAACAGUCGUUAGAAAUCCUUAGCAAGUGUCUUUCAUCUUUGGCAACUCGAAGCGUUCUCCUGAUUUAAAAACGGCAGUAUACUUCUUGAAAACGCCUCUUGUAAACGCCGAGCUCUCAUAAUCGAGGAUGAAUUUAAAAACACUUACUUUUGCUGAUUGUUGUAAACCAAGUUAUCUUUAACAGGCUGGUGAUCAUAUAAAAAAAUCCUUGCACAUUUCCAAGUUCUUAGCUGAAUGAUUUUGAAAGCGUUGGUCUUGAAAAAGUUUGAAUUUGACAAAGGUAGUAGUCUGUUUCAGCCAAUCAGUUGAAUGAACUAAAAACGCGCGCAGUCAAAAUUUGUUGUCAUAGUUAUGUUUUUCGUGUAUAUUAUUAAUAAGUAAUCACAUGAUUUUUCUCUUGCAAUUUAGAUUAAAUAAGCACUUGUAUAUUUUUCAAAGACCACAAAGUGCACUCGCCCUACGGGCUCGUGCUCUUUUGUUAGUCUUUGAAAAAUUUACUCGUGCUUAUUUAUUCCAAAUUGCACUCGAAAUCAUGUGAUUACCUAUACUUACUGAUACCUUUUUUUUUGUCAGUUUGUUUCAAUCCCGUUAACCAAUGAUAGAUAUCUGACGCAAGCGCUAUUUUGGCAACCAGUAAUUUUUUACAAUUAUUAUUUAAAAAGUAGUUUAAGAAUAUGUUUAAUUGAUUCGAUCAUUUCUAGGAGAUUCCUCCUGACACCCUUGUGGGCUUAAUGGAUGGAAAGAACAAACCAGAUGAACUUCCCAUGAUGCCCUUAAACGGAGACAGCAAGAUGAUUGACAAGGAGCCGCCCAAGACGCCAGAAAAUGUUAAGAAUCAUUGGAUCGACUGCGUAUCCAGAGUUCUUUUUCCAGUGAUUUACUUCUCAUUUAUAAUUUUUUACUGGAUAUACUACUUAAAUCACCCUGAUUCCGCGCUCAGUAACAAAGUGCAGGAAUAACGUUGACGCUUAACAAGACCUGGG
This is a messenger RNA of Porites lobata, 8786 nucleotides long. The record is from the annotation of a GenBank genome assembly. NCBI's taxonomy places the organism in Eukaryota, Metazoa, Cnidaria, Anthozoa, Scleractinia, Poritidae.